AAGCGUCACAUAGAGUUGAUAGAGCUGGAGAACGAUGGGAAGGGGCUGGGCUUCGGCAUUGUAGGGGGUCGAUCCUCUGGAGUCCUGGUCAAAACCAUCCUACCAAGUGGCCCUGCUGGACUGGACAAGCGUCUGCGUAGCGGAGACCACAUCCUGCGUAUCGAGGACACAGACCUGGCGGGCAUGGGCAACGAGGAAGUGGCUCACGUUCUCCGCAACGCAGGGUCAAGGGUCAAACUGCUGAUUGCUAGGGACGUCGCGGUCUCCACGGGAACCAACGACCUCUCCCUCUCCUCGCCCCCGCUCCCUCUCCUCGUCCAGCAACAACAGAGGGUGGCCAGGAUGGGCAAACAGCUGUGUGAUGUGGAGGAGGACUUUGAGUACAGUGUCCAGUUCAGCAAGAACAACAGGGGCCUGGGAUUCACUGUCACCAGCUCCAUAGGGGAGCAGAACUCUGGGGUGCAGGUGAAGAGCAUUGUGAAGGGCAGCUCUGUGGACCAAGCCAGUCAGAUACACAUCGGAGACAAGAUCUUAGCUGUGGAUGGUGUCAGCCUGCAGGGCUGCAGUGAGCAGAGAGCCCUGGAGGUCCUCAGGAAGACAGGCCAGAUAGUCAGACUGAGGCUGAUGAGGAGGGCCUGUAGGAUGGGUAAAACCAUGAAGUAUCCCCCUCCUCCCCUGGAACCCUACGUCGUCACCCGUACAGAGACAGGGAAACAUGACAAGACAGACCAGACUGGUGUCAUCAACAGAGGAAAACAAAUGUCUCUGCGUGAGAUGUCCAGAAGAGCCAGUAUGAUGUACUCUGAACAACGACUAGACGCCAGAACCGGAGUGAAGCUGACGGCAGCAGAGGAAGAGGAGUUGAAGAACAGGUGGCAGGCGGCUCUGGGACCCAGAUAUCAAGUGGUUGUAUGUCAGCUGGAGAGGUUCAGUGAGACCAGUGGUCUUGGCAUCAGCACGGAGGCCAGGGCAGGACACCACUACCUGUGCUCCGUCUUACCUGAGGGGCCCGUCGGACAGAGCAGGAAGAUACACCCUGGAGACCAGAUACUGGAGGCGAAUGGUAUCCCUCUGAUAGGAGAGACUCACAGAGAGGUGAUCAGCGUUCUGAGAGAGCUGCCUCUGUGUGUCUGUAUGGUGUGCUGCCGCGUCGUGCACCCACAGCUACGGGACAGUGACCACGACGAUGAUGAUGAUGAAGAUGUACAGCUCCCCCUCAAAGAGCUACUGGCUGAGUUCAACGGCAAGUCCCAGUAUGACCAGCCCUGCUGUCUACUUCCUGGUUGUAACAACAUGGAUUGUGGGAGUCGUGGUUUUAAUAAGCCUGUGUCUCCUCCUCUGGCCAUGUGGGAGAGAGACAGUCAGGUGAUAGAGCUGGUGAAGGGAGAGGAAGGCCUGGGAUUCAGCAUCCUAGACUACCAGGACCCAGAGGACGACUCCAAGACUGUCCUGGUAAUCCGCUCCCUGGUCCCCGGUGGCGUGGCCGACUCAGACGGACGCCUGCUGCCCGGUGACCGGCUCAUGUCCGUCAACGACGUGGACCUGGUCCGGUCGACGCUGGGGCACGCCGUGCACGUCCUCAAAACCACCGGCUACGGGGUCGUGCGCAUCGGCGUCGCCAAGCCGCUGCCGAUCGAGUGUUGUGUCCUGGAGUCCAUCCCAGAGUCGUCGAGGUCGUCGAGAGACGAGACCCAGUCGUUAUCGAGAGAUGAGAAGGAUACUCUCUACUCAGCUGGGAUGCUAGCCUCCUCCACACAGCAGGCGCAUGCUAACAGCUACGGCUCACAGCAGAGGAACAGCCAACCGUGCUCCACACUGAAGGACGAGAAAUCUCCGCGUCAUUGUUCCAGCGGCAACAUGGAGGACGGCGAUAAGCUCCUGGCCCCGCCCCCUUCUUUCGGCAGCCAUUUUGAGAGGACAAUCACUGUUGUCAGGGGCAACCGUAGCCUUGGCCUGACAGUGAGUGCUAUGAAGGACGGCUCAGGGAUGUUGAUCCGGUCAGUGGUCCGUGGAGGGUCUGUCUGUCAGGACGGGCGGCUGGGCGUCGGGGACACUAUCCUGGCUGUUAACGGAGAACCCAGCACCAACCUGACCAACGCUGUGUGCAGAGCCAUGCUGAGGAGACACUCUGUUACAGGUUCAGAUAUGAGUGUGACAUUCAUCCCUUCGUUUCUGGUAGAGGAGCACCGUGCGUCCAUGGCCCAGCAGCCUCUGUCAUCCAUCAUGGUGGACGGCCCCUCACCCUGUCCAACCCUUUUCCCUACCCCUCAUGGAGCCCCAGAUACAGCCUCAACAGUCCCAACUCCAGGUCCAGCUACAGCCCCAAGGCCUCAAGGCCCUUCUCUACCCAGACCUGUAGUAUCAGUUACAAGUACAGCUCCAGCCUCAACGCCAACCAAAGGCCCACCCAGACCCCCACCCCCAGACAAGAGUCCGAUCCCUAAACCCCCACCCUCACCCGUACCAAUGAAGGAGAGGAGUGGUUUGGAUGGAGUGAGAGAGGAGGAGAAGAACGUGGAGAGGAAGCGAGAGGAGGAGGAGGAGGAGGUGAGAGAGGAAGAAGAGAGAGAGGAUGAGAUGUUGGUUUAUCCUACUAACCUCAGUUGGGCUCAACCUAGAAGGGUCAAGUUGAUGCGUUCUUCAGGCCAGUCUCUGGGCAUCAGUAUCAUGGGAGGGAGAGGGAUGGGCAGCAGGCUGAGCAGUGGAGAGGUGAUGAGAGGAGUGUUCAUUAAACACAUCACACCAGACAGCCCUGCUGGACACAACGGCACCCUGAAGACUGGAGACAGGAUACUGGAGGUAGGAGGCAUGGAUCUGAGAGAUGCCAGCCAUGAGCAGGCAGUGGAGGCCAUCCGUAGUGCUGGAGACCCUGUUGUCUUCCUGGUACAGACUGGACAACACACAUCACAGUCGUCUCCUGUGCUCUCCAACCAUGAGAGACAAGCCUCAGCAUCACACAGGGGCUCACCGAACAACAGGAUGCCAGAGAGUCACAGUGGUCUGUUCCUUCGUCUCUCCCCCGCCAACCCCUUCACCCCUACUCCCUUUAAGCCGACAGCCAAUAGGACGGUCAGGAGAAGCCCCACAACUGUCUCUGCACCAAUCACACGGAGAGACACGGAAGACGACGGCUGGAAGAGGAUGAUGUCCAGGUAUGGAGGUCUUCCAGGUGAGCUCCAUAUGAUAGAACUGGAGAAGAGUCCCCGUGGAGUCACGAGCACCGAGGCCCCGGGACAGGGUCUGGUUCCUGGUCUGGGUCUCAGCCUGACGGAGGACAGGGAUGGUUCCAGAACCCACCUCGGUGUCUACGUGGCCGGGGUCGAGCUUUGUGAAUGGAGCCCCCAGGGGCGGCGGGGCGAGACGGACGGAUACGGGCGGGAGAUGAGCUACUGGAG
Messenger RNA from Oncorhynchus gorbuscha (pink salmon), 3395 nucleotides. RefSeq names its product multiple PDZ domain protein-like. The transcript is spliced from 22 exons. Gene Ontology annotation, molecular function: protein binding. The record is from RefSeq and is a predicted model, not a curated record. Lineage: Eukaryota; Metazoa; Chordata; Actinopteri; Salmoniformes; Salmonidae. The annotation marks the transcript as partial.